AUACCAGCCGGCGCGCCGGGGACCCGCCGAGGUGCUCUGAGGGGACCGGGACGCUCCAGGGUUCCUCGUGAGCUCUCGGAGGUCUCAGGCCCUAGAGCCCCGCCCGCGCCCCGCGGGUCCCCGGACUACAUCGCUAGAAGGGCUGCCCGUGAGGUUCCACAAGGAGGAGGCGAGCGGCGCGGGCUGCCACGCACGCAUCGUUUGCCAGACGCGAAGCAUACACCUCCCCUGUACAACCCUGGCAAAAUGGCUACGUUGGGACACACAUUCCCCUUCUAUGUGGGCCGCAAGCCGAUCUUCCCAAUGGACACCACCUUGGCCGUCAUCGUUGCCAUCUUUGUGACUGCACUGGUCACCUUCAUCAUCAUCCUGCCUGGCAUUCGGGGCAAGAUGAGGCUGUUCUGGCUGCUCCGGGUGGUGACCAGCUUGUUCAUCGGGGCUGUGAUCCUGGCUGUGAAUUUCAGUUCUGAGUGGUUCAUCGGUCAGGUCAGCACCAACACAUCAUACAAGGCCUUCAGUUCUGAAUGGAUCAGCGCUGAUGUGGGGCUGCAGGUUGGUCUGGGAGGAGUCAACAUUACACUCACAGGGACCCCAGUGCAGCAGCUGAAUGAGACCAUCAAUUACAAUGAGAAGUUCACCUGGCGGCUGGGUGAAAACUAUGCUGAGGAGUACACAAAGGCACUGGAGAAGGGGCUGCCGGACCCCGUGCUCUACCUGGCUGAGAAGUUCACCCCGAACAGCCCAUGUGGUCUACAUGGCCAGUACCGCCUGGCAGGACACUACACCUCAGCCAUGCUCUGGGUGGCCUUCCUUUGCUGGUUGCUGGCCAACGUGAUGCUGUCCAUGCCUGUGCUGGUCUACGGUGGCCACAUGGUGCUAGCCACAGGGAUCUUCCAGCUGUUGGGACUGCUCUUCUUCUCCACGGCCACGUCACUCGCAUCACCCUGUGCCCUGCGCCUGGGUACUGCUACGCUGCACACUCACCGUGGGCCUGCCUUCUGGCUCACAUUGACUACAGGACUGCUUUGUAUGCUACUCGGCCUGGCCAUGGCAGUGGCCCACAAGGUGCAGCCCCAGAGGCUUAAGGCUUUCUUCAAUCAGAGUACAGGCGAGGAUCCUGUGCUGGAGUGGAAUCCUGAGGAAGGGGGACUCCUGAGCCCACGAUACCGGUCCACAGCUGAGAGUCCUGAGCCCCAGGACAUUCCUCUGUCAGAAGCUUCCUCGGAGGCAUGCUGUAAGGAGGAGCAUCACAGAGAGCCUGACUGUGCCCUAUAAGGUUCUUCUCCCUGGUGGACACCUGGACUUCCAGUCUGGUUGCAGAUAUCAUUGGAGCUCCAUAAACCUACCAGAACUGACUGCAGGAUGGGUUAUAUCUGAUCUGUCCCCAGCCCCAACCUGUAGGUGGAGUCAGAAAAAGAGCCUCUUCCUACUGGUGUAAAAACAAAAACAAACAAAAGCCCUAAUAUGCUAAACAGACAUUGGGGCUGCCUAUAAAUCCUGUCUCCAUGUUAAAAGCAAGCAGGUGCUGUCCAUUUCUGCACAGCAGCCCUGUCUUCCCUUGAUGCCUUGCCUCUUUGAGGGGCCAUUUAUUGAAACUUUGCUUCAUCUACAUAGGGUGUGUGUGUGUGUGUGUGUGUGUGUGGUGGGGGGGAUUACAAUGCGGUUCCCAUGUAGUCCCCCUCAUCCCUCUGUACCUCUUAUUUUCCUUUUACCUGGGUCCCUUUUGUCCUUCUUUUACUUGUGUGAUCUCUUGGUACAAUGAAAGCCCUCGGCAUCAGAAGAAA
Messenger RNA from Neogale vison (American mink), 1784 nucleotides. It is a transcript of the gene DUOXA1, whose product is annotated as dual oxidase maturation factor 1. The record is from RefSeq and is a predicted model, not a curated record. NCBI's taxonomy places the organism in Eukaryota, Metazoa, Chordata, Mammalia, Carnivora, Mustelidae. The transcript has 9 exons. Gene Ontology annotation, biological process: protein transport. Bases 247 to 1275 code for a protein of 342 amino acids. Gene Ontology annotation, cellular component: endoplasmic reticulum membrane.